AUGAUUCGCAGUAGGAUACCUCAGCAUCCUAAGGGAGUCACAAAUCAGGAGAAUCAAAUUCUCCCUACGGAUGGAGGAUUACCCAAAGCUAUACGUCUGCUGGUUGACAUGCUUAGACAACAACAACAACAACAGCAACAGCAACAAGCGCACGUACCUAGACCCGAAGUCAGGGGUUGUCUGUAUGAGAAGUUCUUGUUCCAUCCUUAUCCAAACUUUUCUGGUAUUGAAGAGCUACUGAAAGCUGAGAAAUGGAUUAUAGAUCUUGAAAGGACAUAUGAGAUAUGUGGUUGUAUUGAGAAACAAAAGCUUCUAGUCAAGGAUUUAGGAAGUUUGGUUGCACUGUCAUGGGAGAGAUUUAAGGAAAAGUUCGACAACAGAUUCUUUCCAGAUUCUGUCAAACAGUUGAAGACGCAGGAGUUCGUAAUUUUAACUCAAGGUGGUUUGACCGUAGAGCAGUACGCCGCUAAGUUUAUUGCAUUAGGAAGUUUUGCACCACACUUGAUUUCUACUCAAAGGAUGCAGGCACAGAAGUUUCAAGUAUGA
This is a messenger RNA of Juglans regia (Persian walnut), 546 nucleotides long. RefSeq lists its product as uncharacterized. The transcript has 2 exons. Bases 1 to 546 code for a protein of 181 amino acids. NCBI's taxonomy places the organism in Eukaryota, Viridiplantae, Streptophyta, Magnoliopsida, Fagales, Juglandaceae. The record is from RefSeq and is a predicted model, not a curated record.